Mesocestoides corti is the source of this 456-nucleotide messenger RNA. The record is from the annotation of a GenBank genome assembly. NCBI's taxonomy places the organism in Eukaryota, Metazoa, Platyhelminthes, Cestoda, Cyclophyllidea, Mesocestoididae.
AUGAAAAUAACAAAGGAAGAGGAAUUGCUCUUGGAGCAGUAUGGCCGCACACCGUCAAACAAGUCAAAUAAACUUAUUUACGUGAACGCCUUGUUGGUCUCCUUGACACCUAUCUGGCUAUACUGGCGCAUACAUGAAAUGGAACUUAUCCCACACUUGAUUCUUUUUUCCAUAUUCACCGGCCUUGCGACCUAUUUAAUUUCUUGUGCCUACACUAACUCGAAAGCCCCACUGAUGGAAAGGAUUCGACAAAAAACAAAGGAUGUUGCUGACUACGAAUCGACAACCUUCUCGAUCUUCUAUAUCAACGCUAUUUUUAUUCUUAUUGUAAUGAUAACCUCAACCAUUCUCCAUCAACUUUCUGAUCCAGUGAAUUAUGCGUUCUCUAUGCUUAUUGCUUCCGGCCUGACUGCUUUCCUGUCGUCCGCCAAGCAAACCAAACAGCACCGUCCCUAA